AUGGCUUUGAUAGAAACAUUUCUGCUCAAUAAACUUGCAGAUGCUAUCAAAGAAGCUAAGUCCUUCCCUAGUUACAGCCAUUUUGCUAUCAAAGAUGCUAUCAAAGAAGCUAAGGACCUGGUGGAGAAACUACCCCAACAAACAGAGGCCGUUAGUUUAAAUCUAAAAGAGAAGCUCUACUCUGCUAACAAUCUCGUUCUGAUCUUGAAAAAUCACCAGAAAUGGAACAUAGAGUCCUCGCGUGCGGUCAGCCGCCUUCAAGACAUCCUCAAAGAAAUCAAAAGCGAUAUAGAAAACAUCUCACACGCGAAUUCUCCGCAGAAGGAUCCGGAAGUCUAUCGGUGGAGCACCCGUUUAUUGGGCCCCACCGUAAAGAUUUAUGGGUACGAAGACAAGGCCAUGGAGCGGCUUCUCGUGAGGCCCGAGAGAGAAAACGGACUAAAGGCGUUCGGGUUUUUCGGGAUGGCAGGUGUCGGCAAGACAACACUCUGCCAGGCAAUCUUCAAUAACAGCGAAGUGGAAAAGCAUUUUUUCCCGAGAAUUUGGGUGUGCUUGUCUGGACAGCCCAAGCUCGACAAAACAAGCAGUACUUAUAUAGAGAUGGUCCUGAAGAGGAUCUUGACCGGUCUCGGGUUUGAAAAGGAGGUCCUAGAUGAACUCAGCAGCCAAGAAGAAGGUAGUGUCCGAAGACUACUUUUCGCGCUCAGGCAGCAAUUGCAAGGUAGAAAGUACUUGAUCGUGCUCGACGAUGUAUGGAAUCCGAACGAAGAGGUUCAGGCCUUUUUCUAUUCGUUAAAUCGAGAAGAAGAGGAUAAUAAAAAUAAACUCUCGUACGGGUUGCCGAGAGGGAAUGGAGAGGCGGUGAUCGUGACCAGCAGGUUGGAAAAAUUGGUGGAGAAAAUCGUUGGCGGGAAAAACACGCACGGAAUUUUUCCGCUCGAAAAUAAAGAUGACUGCUGGGAGAUCCUCAAGAAUGAGGUUAAGGAAGAUGGGACUUUACCAGAGGAGCUAAAGGAUUUGGUUGUGCAAAAGUGUGAUGGCUUGCCGUUAGCUGCUAAGAUUAUGGGGAAUAUUGUUCACGAGAAGUUAGAGCAGAAAAAGGAAAAAUCACCCGAACCAGUCGCGGCUGGAGAUGACCAUGCGUGA
This is a messenger RNA of Striga asiatica, 1146 nucleotides long. Lineage: Eukaryota; Viridiplantae; Streptophyta; Magnoliopsida; Lamiales; Orobanchaceae. The record is from the annotation of a GenBank genome assembly.